CCUCCGCAUGCGACACUUGACACUCUACUCAAGCGUAUUUCGAAAAAUCACGAUCUCAACGUCGCUCCUUUCACGCGCCUCACAAAACGCGUGCCGCCCUCGCCCUCAAUCUCACCCGCUUGCGAGCGUGUCCAGCAUCAAACAUCGCUGCCUGCGCAAGAUGGCUUCGUCGACAGUUCCACUCAACGAGAUACCAACCUUGACCCUCCUCUACAAGCUCAACAAAAUCACUCCCGCUACCGAAACAGCACCAAAUGCGACAUCAAAGUUCAACGACAAGAUAUCCCUGAUCCAGACCGACCUCACAAAGCUCCAAGUAACGGCAAUAGUCAACGCGGCCAACGAAAGCCUGCUCGGAGGCGGCGGUGUCGAUGGCGCCAUUCAUCGCGCAGCCGGACGCGAGCUUAUCGAAGAGUGCAGGGAGCUGGAUGGAUGCGAUACUGGCUCGGCAAAGAUCACAAAUGCGUACGGCAGACUGCCCUGUAAGAAGGUGAUUCACGCUGUGGGACCAGUGUACAAGCGCAAAGGCGUAUCAGUCGAAGAUGGUGGAAACGGCAGCAAUGAGAGAUUGCUGCGUGGCUGCUACAAGACGAGCUUGGACCUGGCAGCUGAGCAUGGCUUGACAAGCGUUGCGUUCAGCGCGAUCAGCACAGGAGUGUAUGGCUACCCAAGCGAAGAGGCGGCUGAUGUGGCUCUGCGUACCGUGAAAGAGUGGCUCGAGACGAACGAAUACGCAGAGAAGAUCGAACGCGUUGUGUUCUGUCAGUUCCUCGACAAGGAUCAGGACGCGUACGAGGAGUUGGUCCCGAUAUACUUCCCACCUGCCGCUUCUGCAGAUUUGAAGACAGUAGAAACAGCGGAGUUGGAGGGGAAAGAUACGGCUUCCGAUGAAGCAGCAGAGAAGGCCGACAUCCCAGAACUUCCAGAAGUGCCAACGAAGGAACCCACGCAGCCUGACGAGCCCGAGACUAAGAGACAGAAGCUCGAUGAGAAUGCCAAGGUUUAAGUCGACACCGGAGCGCCCGAGAGACGACAUAACGAAUCAUGAUUGAAUGAAUAUGAGAUGACGAGCUGUCUGGAGAACGCAGCUUUGCAUGAGCGAUGCAUACUUAGAUACCCCAUUAGCGAGCGAUAUGGCCCACUGGCAGACUCAGCUGGAAUUUUCAUUUGUCGACAAGACGUCCAGCUUGAGAAUCAUACCAGAUAGUACUUGAGAUCGUGUUUCCAAUGAAUCGAAUUGAGUUUGGCCCAAAGCGAUCCAUCGCCCGACGAGACUAUACAAUUGUACAAUGGUUGCGGAGAGGAAGACAAGAUAGCGCACAACGCUGAUGUUCAUUGUUG
Molecule: messenger RNA, 1341 nt
Organism: Cercospora beticola
Lineage: Eukaryota; Fungi; Ascomycota; Dothideomycetes; Mycosphaerellales; Mycosphaerellaceae
Product: macro domain-containing protein
Source: RefSeq, a predicted model, not a curated record